Molecule: messenger RNA, 1556 nt
Organism: Chara braunii
Lineage: Eukaryota; Viridiplantae; Streptophyta; Charophyceae; Charales; Characeae
Source: the annotation of a GenBank genome assembly
GGGCGGUCAGAUAUGGAGGAGGAAAAAGAUGAGGAGGGAAGAAGAAGAAGAAAGGAGGAGAAGGAGGGAAGAAGAAGACGAAAGGAGGAGGAGGGAGAAGAAGAGAAGGGAAGGCGGAGGAGAGGAGGAGGAGAAAAAAGAUGGAGACUUGAAAAACGAAACAGACAAAGGAGGAGGACGACGAUUAGAGGAGAACAAGGAGGAGGAAGAGUAGGAGGAGGAGGAGGAAGAAGAGGAAGAUCAAGAAAGGAGGAAGAAGAAGAUGAUGAAAAGAGGAGGAGGAGGAGGAGGAGAGAAUAACAAAGGGGGAGGAGGAGGAGAGAAGGACAAGACGAAAGGAGGAGGAAGAGGAGGAGGAGAGAAGAAGAAGAAGACGAGAGGAGGAGGAGGAGACAAGGACAUGAUGAAAGGAGGAGGAGGAGGAGGAGAGAAGAAAAAGGAGGACAAGACGAAAGGAGGAGGAGGAGGAGAGAAGACAAAGAAGACGAGAGGAGGAGGAGGAAGAGGACAGAAGGAGAAGACGAAAGUAGGUGGAGGAGGAGGAGAGAAGAAGAAGACGAGAGGAGGAGGAAUAGAAGAGAAGAAAAAGAACACAUCAAAUCGGGAGGAGGAGGAGGAGAAAGGAGGAGGAGAGAAGAAGAUGAAAGGAGGAGGAGGAGGAGGAGGAAAGAAGGAGACUAAAGGAGGAGGAGGAAGAGGAGGAGAGAAGAAGACGAAAAGAGGAGCUGGAGGAGAGAAGAAGACGAAUGGAGGAGGAGAGGACGAGAGAAGGAAGAGGAGGAGGAGAAUAAGGCAGGAGGAGGAGGAGGAGGACCUGCCGACAGUGUAUGGUGAUGAAGAAAAAACAAGAGGACGAUGGAGGACGUGGAGGAGGAGAGAAGGAGAACACAAAAGUGAAGGAGGAGGAGGAGGAGGAAGAGGAGGGGGAGGAGGAGAGAAGGACAAGAUGAAAGGAGAAGGAAAGAAGACAAAGAAGAGGUGACGAGGAGGGGGAGGAGGGCCUGCUGGAUUUCGAUGGCGAUGAUCAAAAAAAAAAAAAAAAAAAGAGGAUAACGAAGGAGGAGGAGGAGGAGGAGGAGGAGAAAGGAGGAGGAGGAGGAGGAGAGGAGAAGAAGAAGCCGAAAGGAGGAGGGGGGCAAGAAGAAGAAGAAAAGGAAGGAGGAGGUGGAGGCGGCUUCACCCCGAUGGCGCUAGCAGAUUCACGGACAGCAACGACGUGGAUUGGUUCUUGACGGGGCAGCUCAACUUGGAGCGACAAUGACAGCUCGACGAAGAGCAGCAGCGACGACGGCAGGCUUGGAGACGGCAGGGACAACGGCAGGCUUGGAGACGGCAGCUACGACGGGCGGGCUUCAUGACGGCAGCUUCGCAGUGGACAAUACCACGUUCGAAUUCGAACGCAGCGUGGUAGGCCAGCAUGGGGGGAAACGAGGUCGUUUCUUGUGGCUGAUCACAGGCGCCGGUCUUCGCAGGUCGGGUGCUGAGAUCAGUCGCCGAAGAAGCCCUUCCCCCGGCCUCACUUGGGCCUGAGUUCGAAACAAAAUGUAUUGAAGUGU